CUCCUCCCCCAAGUUUUACAUAACAAUCCGUAUUCCCAGAAAUGGAGGCAAACCCAUCAUUCCUGUUUUAUAAUAGAAUCAGGUAGAGAUUAUGGCAACAGUGUGAAAGCUGCUGAGUCAGUAAACGGGCGACAGCACGUCUGCUUUCCCAUCUCUUCACUAACAGAGGCAACACGGGAACCCCUGACCCAGAAUUGAGCCGAGCGAGACAAAGACGUAGCUGGGGGGGGGAUUGUAAAGGCACAUGAUCGCAUUCUCCCCGUGAUCAGCAGCGCUGUAGCAUGAAGCUCAGAGGGUAGCGUGCAUCUGCCUCGACGCUUUCUCUUCUCUUCUUGCCUUUUGGAGACUGCGGGGCUCUUGAGCCUAUAAGGAUGGCUUCCCCCAGGCUGGAGACUUUCUGCUGCCCCAACAGGGAUGCAGCUACACAGUUAGUGCUUGAUUUCCAGCCUCAGGUCUAUGGCUCGCUGUGUCUCGGCAGCGGCUUGGUGAGUCUCCUGCUGACCAUUGUCCAGCUGUUGCCCAAGACAAAGCACGGCUACAGGAGGCACGGGAGAUCCAUGCUGCCAAAACCUUCUUCCUCCAGGAUCUUGUUUCUAGUUAUUGUCUGUGACCUACUGGGCUGCCUAGGAAUUUUAAUUCGAUCAUCGGUAUGGAUAUCAUCCCCAGGUUUCAUUAGUAAUAUGUCACUAAUGAAUACUUCAGACAUCUGGCCUUCAAGCUUUUGCGUUGGAAGUGCGAUGUGGAUACAGCUGUUUUACAGUGCAAGUUUCUGGUGGUUAUUUUGCUAUGCAAUUGAUGCUUACCUAGUUGUUCGCAGAUCUGCAGGAAUAAGCACAAUUGUGUUGUAUCACAUGAUGACGUGGGGCCUGGCACUUAUGCUCUGCGUUGAAGGUGUGGCUAUGCUUUACUAUCCUUCAGUUUCCAAUUGUGAAAAUGGACUAGAACAUGCAAUUCCUCAUUAUGUCACAACCUAUGCACCACUUCUUAUCGUAAUGUUUGCGAAUCCAAUCCUCUUUCGAAGAACAGUUGCAGCAGUUGCUUCUUUACUGAAAGGAAGACAAGGAAUUUAUACAGAGAAUGAAAGACGGCUGGGGACAGAAAUUCAACUCCGUUUUUUCAAGAUCAUGUUGGUGUUUAUGAUCUGUUGGACAGCUAAUAUUAUCAAUGAGACUCUUUUGUUCUACCUGGAAAUGCAGCCAGACAUCAAAACGGAUCAGCUAAAGAAUGUCAGGAAUGCAGCACUCAUCACAUGGUUUAUAAUGGGUAUACUGAAUCCAAUGCAAGGCUUUCUCUUCACUUUGGCUUUCUACGGGUGGACAGGGUGGAAUGUUGACUUUAAUUUCAGACAAAAGGAAACAGCUUGGGAACGAGUAUCUACAUCUUCAUUGACUGAAGCUGCACACAAUGGCACCAAUGGAUCUUUCCUGGAUUACCCUGGCUACAUACAGAACCAAAACAAGACUGAAAUUGGAAACAGUCAACAAACAGAUGAGGCUUUGAGCAUACUAUCUGAAGGUAUGAAGAUCCAAAUUACGGAAAGAACCAUAAUCUGGAAGACCCUAUGUCCCGAGCAUUCCGGAUAACAGGUCCCAUACCUAAAAUUAGGCCAAAUCAUAAUCAUGGUUCUGAUGCUAGCACAAUUGAGAUCCACAUAUCCAGUGAGCUGCCAAACUUAGAUGACAAUGAGGCUGAUGAGGAAUCACUGGAAAAUGAGGAAACCUAAAACCGGUGAAAGAUUUUCAAACUAGAUUGAUAUCAGUAUCCUGAUGCUUAUUUGUCCUAUAAGUAAAAUAACCAUGUGUCUUGUUAUUGGUCUUCCUAUUUUCAGUUUUAUACAUAUAAACCCCAUGGCACUUCUCACUUUAUAGCUUAUUACCACAAAAAACUAUUGUACUGUUGAAUGUUUAAGUCACCUUAAAAUCAACUCCUACUAUAAAAUUAUGAGACAAUCUGGGAUUGGUGGUGUUUUUCUAUAUUUUUAUGAUUUUUCUAAUGAAUGAAUAAUUCUGUUCUGCAAUGUGCUAUAUGGUUGGCAAGUAAAACAUAUACAGUACAUUUUCAA
This is a messenger RNA of Xenopus laevis (African clawed frog), 2062 nucleotides long. It is a transcript of the gene gpr143.L, whose product is annotated as G protein-coupled receptor 143 L homeolog. Gene Ontology annotation, cellular component: membrane; apical plasma membrane; lysosomal membrane. The transcript has 10 exons. Gene Ontology annotation, biological process: neuropeptide signaling pathway; G protein-coupled receptor signaling pathway; melanosome organization. The record is from RefSeq and is a predicted model, not a curated record. NCBI's taxonomy places the organism in Eukaryota, Metazoa, Chordata, Amphibia, Anura, Pipidae. The coding region runs from base 372 to 1583 and encodes 403 amino acids. Gene Ontology annotation, molecular function: transmembrane signaling receptor activity; G protein-coupled receptor activity; L-tyrosine binding.